This is a messenger RNA of Hylaeus anthracinus, 1549 nucleotides long. RefSeq names its product lysosomal thioesterase PPT2 homolog (gene Ppt2). Gene Ontology annotation, molecular function: thiolester hydrolase activity. The coding region runs from base 482 to 1402 and encodes 306 amino acids. The transcript has 4 exons. The record is from RefSeq and is a predicted model, not a curated record. Lineage: Eukaryota; Metazoa; Arthropoda; Insecta; Hymenoptera; Colletidae. Gene Ontology annotation, cellular component: lysosome.
ACAUUUAAAUUUCAAUACACAAUUCAUUUCUUGAAUUAGGUAGGUGCCAUUUUGUUCCAUAACCUUUCACCACUUUCAUUUUCUUUUCUCCUUUCGUUACACAUUCCUGAUACGUAUGAUUUGUACGAUGAUUAAACAAUGUUUAAUUAUUAAACGGAGACUCGAUGAUAUGCAUCAUAACGAACAGAAAUAUCUUCAAAAAAAAAAAAAAAAUCGGUACAAAAAUUGUAACUCGUGUAGAUGCCUUUAUCACUACCUGCAGAAGACAGCGGAUGCGUAUCAUUCAAAGGUAAAGAAGAUUUCUUCGUGAUCGUCGGUGGAAAGAUGUUUUCUGGAUGUUGUCCAAGAAAUUGAUUUUAAAGCUCCCCUCUCAACAAGGCGACAACCAAAGAUUGGUUGUCACGAGAGGGCGCAAUUGCUACACCGAUCAAAAAUUACGUCGCUGCGAUGAAAACAGAUGAAAAAGAGAUCCUAGUCUGACAUGACAGAAUGUUUUCUUGAGUAUAGCAUAAUCGGAAAUCUACGAGUAGCGAUGGCUACAUUAAGUUAUAGAUCUUUUAUUCUUUUCUUUUUAACUAUACUUAUUAAUGCCGUUGAAAGUUAUCGUGCUGUGGUUGUUAUCCAUGGUGUGCUUACUGGAAGCGACAGUAUGGAACUUAUUAGCAACAGAAUACAAGAGAUGCAUCCUGGGACACAGGUUUAUAAUACGCCGAGAUAUGCAGGAUGGAGUAGUCUAGAACCAAUGUGGCGACAAGUAGAAGAAAUAGGGAUGGAUGUCGUGUCCGUAGGUGCUGCAUUCCCCGAAGGAAUAAAUUUAAUAGGUUAUAGCCAAGGUGGUUUAUUAGCUAGAGCCAUAUUGCAAAGAUUUCCUAAUCAUAAUGUCAGGAAUUUUAUCUCUUUGAGUUCGCCACAAGCAGGACAAUACGGAACUCGAUUUUUGCAUUUAUUUUUCCCCGAUUUAGCGUGUGAAACUGCUUAUGAAUUAUUUUAUUCAAAAGUUGGACAACAUACCAGCGUCGGAAAUUACUGGAAUGAUCCUCACCAUCAGGAAUUAUAUUACAAAUACAGUAGGUUCCUUCCACUCGUAAACAACGAGAAAAAUUCGACACUGGGGUCAACGUUUAAACAAGGACUUACCAAACUAAAACGUAUGAUACUUAUUGGAGGCCCUGAAGAUGGCGUUAUCACCCCAUGGCAAAGUAGUCACUUUGGAUAUUUUGAUGCUAAUGAAACUGUGAUAGAUAUGCGCGAUCGAUCUAUUUAUACAGACGACUCAAUUGGAUUGAAGACAUUAGAUGAGAGUGAUAGACUUACCCUCAUUACAGUACCAAAUAUUCCCCACAUAGAGUGGCACAAAAAUAUAUCUAUAGUAGAUAACUUUUUACUGCCGUACCUGGAUUAGUGUAAACUGUUACGAACUAUUUAAAGUUAAUUGCUAUAAUAUGUCAUGAAGAAACUAACAAGAUACGAGAGAUCUUGCCUAAUCGUGACAAUUGAUGUAAUUAAAUUUUAUAUAUAUACAUUUUAUGAUCUCUUAGUAUUUUGCUAU